Molecule: messenger RNA, 4685 nt
Organism: Marmota monax (woodchuck)
Lineage: Eukaryota; Metazoa; Chordata; Mammalia; Rodentia; Sciuridae
Gene: Gltpd2
Product: glycolipid transfer protein domain containing 2
Biological process (GO): ceramide transport; intermembrane lipid transfer
Cellular component (GO): cytoplasm; cytosol; membrane
Molecular function (GO): ceramide 1-phosphate binding; ceramide 1-phosphate transfer activity
Source: RefSeq, a predicted model, not a curated record
CAAAUUUUCCCCAGUCCAGCCCAGGCCCCUGCAACUCCGUGCCAUCUGAGCACCGGAAACGCACGUUGUUCACUGCAGUGUUGUCCCCAGGGGUUAUGGGUGCUUCCACCCGAAGUGAGAAAGCCACUAGGAAGCCACCACUAGGACACCAUAGAGGCUCACUCCAUGCACCCCACCUAUAAGGGAAGAGGAGAAGCGCUAGCUCUGUGAGCACUCCCUACUCACCUUGAGGCCAACCCAGAACGUGGGACUUUCCAAGGCAGGUCAGGGCAACCCCAUUCGGUUGGAUUUAACCACCUGACCUUCCGUGAGGUGCAGACAGGUGGAUUUCCAUCCACCUCCUCAAAUCUAAACUGCCCCAUAAUUCAGGAGGAGUUUAUCUGCUGGGAGAGGGCAUGUAACAGGAGGGUAAGAGACAUGCCCUGACCUUAAGACAUGCUUGGCCCCUGCCCCUUCUCACUUUCCAGAUUGGGACUCCACAACUUGAGUGUUGAGCUCAGAGUUACCACGUGUGCAGUGCAGCCGGAUCCCAUUCAGAGCUGUGUCAUCACCGAGAAUGCCUUGAUGGGGCUCUACCUGGGUAGUAAGGAUGAGUCAGGGGACUGCCAUCCUUGGCUCCAUGGCCCCAUGCCAUAUCCACCCCCUCCAAACCCUAGAGCUCUCACCUUAAGUGAGAACCCGCUGGCAAAGUAUCCAUCAGGACACAUCUCAGGCAGGGCCCAGUCGCCCCAGGGACCCCCGUUGGUCACUUCAAUGACAGGGUAGCCGAUCAGCCCAUCUGCCAGCGCAUAUUUGCAGUACACGGCCCACAACAGCAUCAGCAGCUUGGUUCCCACACUCAGUUCCAUCCUGCAGAGUCUGUGAAUCAGGCCUCUUAACUCAGGUUUAUAUCAGUCCAGUCCCUAUCAGCCCCAAUCUAGGCUCCAAUUGCGGAAGGGCCUCCAGGAUUAAGUGACAUUCAAAACUAAUCUGUUCCCGGAACUCCACAGACUUCAGGAAGGCAGAGUCCCAAAGCUAAGAAAGGAGGGGCAGUGACAGUGGGCAAGUUGAGAUAAUAACCACAUACUAAAGGCUUACUAUAGGACACAAAUUGUAGCUAAUGCUUUGCAGACAUAUUUUAUUUAAUCCUCACAAUUUUAGGAAAUCUGAAUUACCUUUCCUAUAUGGCUGAUGAAGGAACUAAGGCCCAGAAAUGACAAAUGACUUGAAGUCAAACCAGCAAGCAGGGAACCAUUCCAACACUGGGAACAAAGACCAGGACUAGGCCUCAGAGACAGGAUUGGCCAGGGGUAACCUAGGGAGCUCCAGGACGUGAGGAGCAUAGAGUGAGCAUAUGGCAAGAAUUCAUGAACUGCUGGAAUUGGGAUGGAUCUUCUUAGAGACUGGAGUGCUGACCCUUUGAGAAUCCAGAGUACCAGAUAUACCCAACUCUAAGAUGUUUAUGGAUAAGGCUCUAAGAACCCCCUAAGAACAAAACAGGCUGUUUCUUCCAUCACUUCCUGUAUCCAAGCUUUCUUUUUGGUACCGGGGAUUGAACCCAGGUGCGCUUAACCACUGAGCCACAUCCCCAGCCCUCUUUUCUUUUACAUUUUAUUUAGAGACAGGAUCUCGCUGAGUUGCUUAGGGCCUUGCUAAAUUGCUCAGGCUGACCUUGAAAUGGUGAUCCUACAGCUUUGGCCUCCAGAGCUGCUGCACCAUAUGCCCCCACUAUAUCCUUACUUUCUUUCCACCGGGUGGACUUCUAAUUUACAAAACAAAAAGCAAACAAAACCUGUCUAGAUCUGUUAGAGGGCUCCACCCCUGAUUUGCCUACCCUUCAUACACACAGCUUUGCUUAUUCAAUUCCUAUUUGUUUAGUAAUAAUGAGUUUUGGCCUGUAAGCAUCCAAGAAAAACAAGGCCCCUGUCUUCUUCAGAACUCCAGUGGGGAAAACAAAUAGAAAAUUCUCCCUCAAUGGAUGUUUAGCUCUGGGAGAACACUUUUAUAUUCUGGAGGCCUAGUAGGGCCUGGCAUGUGGAAGUAGUUAAUGAAGAUAAUUUUUAUAAAUGACUGUGGAAUCAAUCUGGAGUUUAAAAAGUUAAACCAAAAGAAUGUAAAAGGAUAAAACCUAAAGUACAUAAUUGAAAGGUCACGUACCUAGAUCAUGACAAGGUUCUCUGGGAAUAGAAUGGAAAAUUUAGAAGUGGGUGGUCGCUGGAUCCCAAAGACCUCCCCUGCCCCACUGAACUUGGGAAGAUUUGUAGGGCAAUUGUGGUCAGCUUUCCCAUUUACAACAUUUUCACAAACAUUAUCAUUUAAUCCUCACAUGAGGCUUGCAAGUACCUAUUAUUAUCCUCAAUUUAUAGUGGAGGGAAUCCAAGUCCAGAGUUAACUUACAGUCCACAGUAGGGGAACUGGUUCUUACCCUAGCCUCUCUCCCCAGUAAUACCUAGGCUGCCUCUUACUAUAAGCUGGCCCUACAGGAAAAGGAAAUGUAGAGAUGUGUCAUUGUUGCCAAUUCCCCGCAAAUCUUCAUUCAGUCCCUCACCCUAGGGUAGCUGCCCUUUGGGGCAAAGUAUACAGGGGAAGGGGUCUUAAAAGGUUAAUAAUUAAUUUAAUAAUAAAUUAAUUUGCAUCUCAGGUCACUGCCCACAUCUUUUCCCUCCUGGAGGCCUAUGAGGACACUGGCUAGGGGCUAGUGAGGGGGCAGUGGUCUCAGCAGCAGCCAUGGCGGGUCUCACUGCCUCACCCUGCCCUGUGUUGCUGGUUCCACCAGGCAAUUCCUCUAUUUUUGUGUUAGUGCUUUUUCAUCUCAGUGCUCAGAUCCUUGGUGAAUGGCUUCUUUCCUUACCUGUUCAGGGAAAAAGUCAGGAGUCUAGGCCCUUAGAACCCAAGCUCCCUUCUCUGGACCUCACCGCUUAGUUUCCCCUCUUCCCAAGCAUCCUGUCAGACUGCAGGCCCUGGCAAAGUCCUGCAUUCCAGAAGGUCCACUGCCUUUCAAGUAUGCUCAAGACAGGGUAUGCUCAAGACCCCAGGGCUGAGUCUGAGAGUCCCAGAUAGAACCCUGAACAGGGGGAAAGGGAGCUAGGCUAAGGGUCUGGUGAAGGAUGAGUCCUCUUCCUCAUGUCUCUCCCAUCAUGAAGCUGAGAGUAUAGCAGAAAAGGACCAAAGCUAGACCUUAGGGACAAUCUGUUCAGAGCCUAAUCCAGCUACUUGUUAAGUAGAUCCAGCAAGAGCCAGACUCUCUGAUGGUACCCAAAGAGAAGAGCUUUGCUGUCCCGGGCCUCAGGGAGUGCUGGGCUGCAUGAUAAGGCCCUUUAUUGCCAGUCUGAAAUUGGAAAGGGGAUGUGGAAUUGUCAGGAUGGAAGGAACUAGUCAGGUGAGUGAUCUCUCUCCUACAAGCCAGUCCUCACCUCCUUGUUUCCCUCGCCCUCUCAAAUCAUCUCCCCCAUCCCACCACCAAGCACACAGGUUCCUAACUCCCCUUGGCUCCACCUUCGCCUUCACCACAAGCAAGGUCUUCACCAAGGUGACAGCACUGGAGAUUCGCGUGCAUGGCCCAGAUUCCACCCAUUACACAUCACUGACAACCAUGGCGGUCUGGGAGAAGCAGGCAGGAAUGCAGGAGCUGCCAGAUAGGGUCCCCAGGGACUCGCUGGCCGGGUCUUUGGGCUCACGAAUGUUAUUGCUCUUGCCGCACCGCGCGCUGCGCUGGUCCCAGAUCUGCCUCCACCGGGUGGCGACAAGGAAGCUGAGAGGCCCGGACGCCGGCACGCAAUGCAGCGAAGCCUAUGCACAUUUCCUGACCCCAUAUCACCCCUGGCUCAUCCGUCACGCCACCCGCCUCGCUCUCCUCGCCUUCCCAACUCGCGGCCGCUUGCUGGAGCUGGCGUGCCCAGGAACCAGAGAGCGGACGCGCGGGAUACAACUACGGGCCGCUGGCACCCUGGAGAAUGUCUACAACCGCACCCAGGGACUGGUAGUCGGACUCCUCCCGUUGGCUUGAAGUCUGCAGUGGCGAGAGACUAGCCCAGAAGGGAGAACCCUGGGAAGGGAUCAGCGCAGCCCAGGAUCACGACCCCAAUACUGGCGGGAGACACCUGAGCUGGCAGCUUGGCUGCCCCACUCCCACAGUGACGUCGUCUGAGCCAAGUCCCGCCCCCAGCGGGGAUGAUUUUGAGCUUCUCGCUCUUUCUGUAGUCUCAGGAAAAUGGGAGGAACCGUGAGGAAUGAAGUAUUCUUUGGCAGCAGUCGACAUCGGGCAUUUUGUGUAAUGAUGGCAGGCACUUAAGGGAAACAGAGUAUGGGAAGAUGUGUCAUUCCUGUUCCCGGCAGCCGAAAGGAUCAAGCUUCUCCUGACCUAUUUCAACCACUCCUGUGGCUUCAGUUGCCAACUCCAUGCCACGUCUCCAGCCCAGACCUGUCUUCUGGGUUCUACUGACAAACAGCAACUCUUUCCUGAUGACAUCCACAGUCAGCUCAAACAACAUCUGCAAAACGGAUCCCAUCACCUUCCCCCUGAAAGUGCAUCUUGUCCAUUGUUCUGUCUCCUUGAAUGAACAGCACACUCUCCCUUCCACGACCUAACUUUGAAUCUAUCCUAUGUUUACCAAAUGAUUCUUUGGCCACUCCCAAAACAGUACUGAACAUGAAAAAGCCUGCCCUUUUCGUUCGCAAAUUCCCAAAUUAUACCUCCCAUACACUUU